This is a messenger RNA of Linum tenue, 1928 nucleotides long. The record is from the annotation of a GenBank genome assembly. Lineage: Eukaryota; Viridiplantae; Streptophyta; Magnoliopsida; Malpighiales; Linaceae.
UGGAUAAAACAGCGAGAAACUUUGGACUUGUGAAUGAACCCAAACCAUGAGACGGCGAUCAUCAUCUCCUCUUUUUCUUCCUCACCUCUUCUUACUAAGCUGCUGCUUCCCAUGGCUACCCUUUUCUGCCUCGCAAGCAGCAGUGGAGUACCUUCCAGGCUUUGAUGGCCCGCUGCCUUUCUAUUUCGAAACUGGGUAUGUGGGCGUGGGAGAAUGGGAGGACGUGCAGCUGUUCUACUACUUCGUCAAGUCGCAGGGGAAACCUGAAACCGACCCUCUUGUGCUUUGGCUCACCGGCGGCCCCGGCUGCUCUGCCUUGUCUGGCCUCUUCCAUGAAAUCGGUACAACAACACUUCUCCCAACAAUUCGAGUUAUUGGGACUAACUGGUUCUUGACAUUAACAAUCUUUUGGAAAUCUGUUUCCUCGUCAGGUCCAAUCCAUUUCAAGCUGGAGGAGUACAAUGGGAAGCUGCCUUCGUUGAUCCUUAAUCCCGACGCAUGGACACAGGUCGCGAGUAUCAUUUUCGUGGAUCUUCCUGUUUUGACGGGAUUCUCCUAUGCAAGAACAGAGGCUGCCGCUCUAUCCAGUGACAACUUAGACAUAGACCAAGCUGUGGAAUUUCUCAGGAAGUGGCUAAAGGAGCAUGGAGAGUUCAAAUCGAAUCCAGUUUACAUCGGUGGAGACUCCUACGCUGGCAUUCAUAUCCCAGGGGCAGCCCUUCGGAUCUCUAAUGAGAACGAACAAGGAAUCCAACCAGUGAUCAAUCUCGAGGGUUAUUUGGUGGGUAACGGUCGUGCUAAUGCGACCAUCGAACAAAAUUCCAAGAUCAAGUUCGCUCACAGGAUGGCUCUUAUUUCGGAUGAGCUUUAUGAGGUUCCUACCAUCGGGAUCGAUUAUGUUACCUCGUUGAGAAGAAGUUGCGGCGGGGAAUACUACAACGUAGAUCCUAGCAACUCCGAGUGCAUCAAACAUGUUCGAGAUUUUGAAAAGUGUACAUCAGGACUCUACGUAGCGCAGAUCUUGUCACCCGAGUGCACUUAUGUCUCGCCAAAGCCGACGAGGAUGGCACCGAGAAGAUCAAUGUCUCUUGAAGAGUUGUUGGAAUUGGAGGCAGAGUCACUUCCUAGACUUGGAUGUCCUACUUUUACAUACCUGUUAUCCAAGUACUGGGCCAAUGAUGAAUCCGUCCAGAGUGCUCUCCGCGUUAGAAAGGUUCAAAACUUCAUUAUACUUUCUUCUCAAUUAGACAUCAUCAUCAUCAUCAUUAAUGAUACCAAUGGAGCCUUUUUUGUUCUGGUUGGAAACAGUGGGGAUCAUGACUUGAUCAAACCCUACGUGGGAACCCUGGAGUGGAUCCGAAGUCUGAAUUUCAGGAUAGUCGACGAAUGGAGACCGUGGUUGUUUAAAAACCAGGUUGCUGGCUACACAAGGACUUACUCAGAUCCAAGAUACUUCAAUCUCAUGACCUUUGCAACUGUCAAGGGUGGAGGCCAUACGGCUCCUGAAUACAAGCCCCCCGAGUGUUUUGCCAUGUUUCAAAGAUGGAUUACAGGCAAACCACUCUAAUGAUGCAACUUCUCUGGGCGGGAGAUUGAUCAACGUCUUGAUUCAUGGCUAAGAGCUACCAACCAGUUAGCCGGUUACUUCUAUAAAUGUAUUUGAUGUUAUGGCAUCAUGCUUAAUUGUAAUAAACAAUGAACGAACCUUGAUUAUCAAGGAUAACGAUGAUGGAAUGAUAUGAAUGAAUGAAUGCAGAGUUCCAAAGGUAAGAGUGGAUUAAUUUAACUUUGAUUAUUACUAGUUAUGGCCUGCUGGCUUACGCUUCGUGGCGAGUGGAGAUAGCGAUGUAAAUGUGUUUGUAUAAAUGAUUUAGUAACUGUACCGGAAGACAUAAUUGCAAAAGCAACAAAAAAAAUCAUUAAAGUGU